This is a messenger RNA of Fusarium keratoplasticum, 1428 nucleotides long. RefSeq names its product Enolase. Gene Ontology annotation, cellular component: phosphopyruvate hydratase complex. The record is from RefSeq and is a predicted model, not a curated record. Gene Ontology annotation, biological process: glycolytic process. Gene Ontology annotation, molecular function: magnesium ion binding; phosphopyruvate hydratase activity. The coding region runs from base 1 to 1428 and encodes 475 amino acids. The transcript is spliced from 7 exons. NCBI's taxonomy places the organism in Eukaryota, Fungi, Ascomycota, Sordariomycetes, Hypocreales, Nectriaceae.
AUGCACCUCUCAAGGGCCCCAGUACCAGAGUACCUCUUGACGUGGUUCUGGGCUUCAUUGCGUCUUGUACAAAAAAAACCUUCUCUACACCAAGAACAUCACAUCAUCAACAUGGCCAUCACCAAGGUCUUCGCCCGCUCCGUCUACGACUCCCGUGGCAACCCCACCGUCGAGGUUGACGUCGUUACCGAGACCGGCCUCCACCGGGCCAUCGUUCCCUCCGGUGCCUCUACCGGCCAGCACGAGGCUUGCGAGCUCCGAGAUGGCGACAAGUCCAAGUGGGGCGGCAAGGGUGUCACCAAGGCCGUCGAGAACGUCAACACCGUCAUUGCUCCCGCUCUGAUUGAGAAGAACAUUGAUGUCAAGGACCAGUCCGCUGUCGAUGCCUUCCUCAACGAGCUCGAUGGUACCCCCAACAAGACCAAGCUCGGUGCCAACGCCAUCCUCGGUGUCUCUCUGGCCGUUGCCAAGGCCGGUGCUGCUGAGAAGGGCGUUCCUCUGUACGCUCACGUUUCCGACCUUGCCGGAACCAAGAAGCCCUAUGUCCUCCCCGUUCCCUUCAUGAACGUCCUCAACGGCGGUUCCCACGCUGGUGGCCGUCUCGCCUUCCAGGAGUUCAUGAUUGUCCCCACUGACGCUCCCUCUUUCACUGAGGCCAUGCGCCAGGGUGCUGAGGUCUACCAGGCCCUCAAGGGUCUGGCCAAGAAGCGAUACGGCCAGUCCGCCGGCAACGUCGGUGACGAGGGUGGUGUCGCCCCCGAUAUCCAGACUGCCGAGGAGGCUCUCGAGCUCAUCACCGAUGCCAUUGAGCAGGUCGGUUACACUGGCCAGAUCAAGAUCGCCAUGGACGUUGCCUCCAGCGAGUUCUACAAGGUGGAGGAGAAGAAGUACGAUCUUGACUUCAAGAACCCCGAGAGCGACCCCACCAAGUGGCUCACCUACGAGGAGCUCGCCAACCUCUACGCUGAGCUCAGCAAGAAGUACCCCAUCGUCUCCAUCGAGGACCCCUUCGCUGAGGACGACUGGGAGGCCUGGAGCUACUUCUCCAAGACCCAGGACAUCCAGAUUGUCGGUGACGAUCUGACUGUCACCAACCCUCUCCGCAUCAAGAAGGCCAUUGAGCUCAAGUCUUGCAACGCCCUCCUCCUCAAGGUCAACCAGAUCGGUACCCUGACCGAGUCCAUCCAGGCCGCCAAGGACUCCUACGCCGACGGCUGGGGUGUCAUGGUCUCUCACCGAUCCGGUGAGACUGAGGAUGUCACCAUUGCUGACAUUGCUGUCGGUCUCCGUGCCGGUGAGAUCAAGACCGGUGCCCCUGCCCGAUCUGAGCGUCUCGCCAAGCUCAACCAGAUCCUCCGAAUUGAGGAGGAGCUCGGUGAGGGCGCCAUCUACGCCGGUGCCAACUUCCGCACCUCUGUCAACCUGUAA